Molecule: messenger RNA, 1407 nt
Organism: Daldinia decipiens
Lineage: Eukaryota; Fungi; Ascomycota; Sordariomycetes; Xylariales; Hypoxylaceae
Product: oxidoreductase
Exons: 4
Coding region: 156-932 (258 amino acids)
Molecular function (GO): oxidoreductase activity, acting on the CH-OH group of donors, NAD or NADP as acceptor
Source: RefSeq, a predicted model, not a curated record
UAUCUCACCAUCAAUGGCGUGCUGAGACUUUCCUCGUCAACGGUAACGCUUUGUAACACAACGAAAACUAAAACAUAUAUCAUCUCCUCGUAUUACGGUUACCUAACAUACUCAACUUCUAUUCGAUCUUCUUCAGUGUUAUAGCUAAUCCUACAAUGACUUCUGUACUGAUAGUUGGGGCUACCAGAGGCUUGGGAGCCGCACUGGUAAAGGAAUACGCUUCAAAUCCCAAGACGCUCACAUAUGCGACCACACGAUCUGAUGCUACACCUAGCGGAUUCCCGGACAGCAUCAAGUGGCUCUCUGGAAUUGACCUUACUAACCAACAUGUCGGAGACAAUCUCUCGAGUCAGCUCAAAGGAGAGAAGCCUCUAGAUGUCGUAAUCAUAAACGCCGGGCGAUUCAUGACCGAGGACUUUUCCAAGUCCGGAGGGCCGAACUGGAAUGAUGAAUUGGCCAUGUAUACCGUUAGUUCUAUCGCACCACUAUUCAUUGUGCAUCGCCUCGUGCACAACGACCGCCUAAAAGCCGGAUCCAAGAUAAUCUUGGUUUCUAGCGAGGCCGGAAGUAUCACUUUACGGCACGAGAAAGAAGGCGGCGGCAAUUACGCGCACCACGCAAGCAAGGCUGCGUUGAACAUGGGCGGAAAACUUCUCAGUAUCGACCUUAAGGAAAAGGGUAUCAUUGUCAGCAUCGUGCACCCGGGUUUCAUGCGCACCGAGAUGACCAAAGGUGUCGGUUUCGACAAGCACUGGGACGAAGGUGGUGCUGUGACUCCCGAAGUAGCCGCGAAGAGUCUCGUGGAGUGGACAGAGACGUUAGAUAUUAGCAAAUCUGGGGAAUACUGGGCUCCCCGCGGUCCACGAGAUAUUGGAAUGGCCGAGACGGUGCUUGGAAAGAACCUUGAGACCCCUCUGAAGCUGCCUUGGUAACGCGAAAGCUUCAAAGGCUUAUUGAUGUCAAUGCGCAUCUGUCGAUCCGGCGGUUAAGCUAUGCUGGAGCUUGGUGAACUUGGGCUUGACCGACCUAUGAUAGAGCCCGCUCUUCUUACUCGUCACUUUAGCUUUAUGAUGGUAUGGUAGUUAGGUACAUAUGCGGACUAAACUCUAGUUUACCCUAGCAAGUAGAUCUUAAUAAAGCCCGAGAUUUAAUAACCCCGGUUUCCUUUGAUGAGAUAUUAUGGCGUAUGGAAAAGGGGCAGCGAUAAAGAGGAGAUCGGCGGGUUAGUAUGUAGAUGGCAGAGAUGGCAAGGACUAGGUACCCCACAGAUAUGCCAAGGGAUUGAAUUCGAACGUUGUGGGGCAUUUUUUUUUUUCGACUGCGUGGGCUAAGAGGUUGAUAUGAAGCAAUAUUAAUGAAAAACCUAUUAAUGAUCUAGUUAGGUUAAUUGAUUGUGUCGUAAUCGUG